CACAGACUAACUGAUGGACUGUGAUCCUGAACACUGGUUGAGACUUAACACGGGAAGGGUGCCCCCUCCACUUUAGUUAACGAUCAUUUGUUGAACAUGUACUACAUGCCGGGAGCUGGGAGUACAUGGAUAAAAAGAAAAUAAUCCUCCAGUCUUUGAGGAGUUUGGUCCAGCAGGAAAGACAAACGCAGAUCAAGAUUCUCUAAGAGCCACGCCCUAGAUUUUUGAGGAGGCCCAGUGGGGGCAUGUGAGCAACCGUGACCGGAUGGGUCAGUUUUCCAAGAGGGGACGCUCACUUUGGGUCCAGACUGAGCGGGGGUUCUCUGUCCAGAAGAGGAGGGGCUCACAGGCGCGCCCAGUAGGUGCCAGUGAAAAUUACAAGAGAGCGGCGGAAAAUCUACAGGGUCUGGAGAGUACAGGACCUUAACGCGAGCAAGCGCAGAGGUCCCUGAACUGAGGCUGUUCAAAGCGAGGACAAGGCCAGGACCAGGCACAAGGGCGAAGGAGCGAGGAAGACCGAGAGCGUGGGCGCGCAGGCCCGGGAAGGUGGGCGAGACAUCAAAAACGGAGCCUAAAAGGACCAGAGCGAGGCUAACGAACCCGACUGGCGUCCGUGAGGACGCGGGUUCGGCCCUGGGCCCGCUCAGCGGGUUAAAGGCCGGCCUUGCUGCGGCCGUGGUGCAGGCUGGCGGCCACAGCUCCGACUACCCCUGACCUGGGACGCUCCAUACGCCGCGGGGUGAGGACCCGGUGGGCACCGAAGGCCAAAAGUGGCUCCUCACGCGGCCAGGGGACAAGCCAAGCGGCCGCUACGCCCGGCCCGAGCCAGCCACCAAAACCAGAGCGAGACCCGCGGGACUGCUCAGGGCUGCGGCGGUCGGCGGGGAGCUGAGACCGGCGGCCCCGGCGGCUUUCCCGCCCGCGGCGCGCACCGCAGCCCUCAAGCCCCGCCCCCGGCGGCAGAGCUCAGCCUGCGAGCGCCAGCGCACUCACUGCACCGCGCAGGGCUCCCGGCCCCGCCGCCGCCCCCGGAACAGCUCUGCGAUGGCGAGCUCAACCCCCGGAUGCGAAAACGGCAAGACCUGUAAUCGCGCGAGAUCCGCGCCCUCGCAGGCCCCGCCCCCCGAGCCGGAAGUGAGGCGUGGGCUCCGCCCCUGGGCCCGAUAGCUCGCGAGACUUUGCCGAGGCCUUCCUCUUGCGUCGCGGCCGCCGACAUGCCGUCCAGACUAAGGAAGACCCGGAAACUCCGCGGCCACGUGAGCCACGGCCACGGCCGCAUCGGCAAACACCGGAAGCACCCAGGAGGCCGGGGCAAUGCGGGUGGCAUGCAUCACCACAGGAUCAACUUCGACAAAUAUCACCCGGGAUACUUUGGAAAAGUUGGUAUGAGGCAUUACCACUUAAAGAGGAACCAGAGCUUCUGCCCAACUGUCAACCUCGAUAAAUUGUGGACCUUGGUCAGUGAGCAGACACGGAUAAAUGCUGCCAAGAACAAGACCGGAGCUGCUCCUAUCAUUGACGUGGUGCGAUCGGGUUACUACAAAGUUCUGGGGAAGGGAAAGCUCCCAAAGCAGCCUGUCAUCGUGAAGGCCAAAUUUUUCAGCAGACGAGCUGAAGAGAAGAUUAAGGGUGUUGGGGGGGCCUGUGUCCUGGUAGCUUGAAACCACAUGGUGGGAAACUCAUUAAAUGUUGACAAGUGCUUUUCUCUUGUA
This is a messenger RNA of Sus scrofa (pig), 1712 nucleotides long. The record is from RefSeq and is a predicted model, not a curated record. NCBI's taxonomy places the organism in Eukaryota, Metazoa, Chordata, Mammalia, Artiodactyla, Suidae.